GUCGUUUCAAAAGUCAAACAAACGAUUGACUCUUUUUCACCGAUUCUUCAGAUUCUUGGAUUCAUUUGUCGUUUGUUGAGACAAUUGGAUACAAAUGGCAGACAAGAAGUACGGUUUGAUCCGACUGUCCAAAGCCAACAAACCGGUCACUACUCUCAAGAAGAAUAUCUUUGACAGCGAUUCCGAUGAUGAAGACGCGCCACAGGCGUCGACCAAAAAGCCGGUCAAUACCUCUUCGGGACUCAAACGACAGACACAGUUAGACAUCAGUCGAGCGCUCACUGAAGACCCGAAUGUCUUCGAAUACGACUCUAUUUAUGAGGACAUGAAGUCGAAGAGCGAGUCGAUCACCGAAACGGAUCCGCAGAACGCGGAGAAACCGAAAGCCAAAUAUAUAAACAAUUUGUUGAAGUUUUCGGAAAAUCGCAAAAAAGAGACCGAAAGGCGAACCGAACGUAAGAUACAGAAAGAGAGGGAACGGGAGGGCAAUGAGUUCGAGGAUAAGGAACAGUUCGUCACCAAUGCUUACAAAGAGAAACUUCAAGAACUGAGAGCUCAGGAGCUGAGGGACCAAAAGGAGCAACAGAUUGAAGAGCUCUUGGAUGUGAAGAAACAGCAGGAUUUGUCCGGUUUUUACAGACAUCUCCUGAACCGUGAUAUGACGGGCCAAUCGAAUCCAUCGGUCGCUGAAACGCCGCAAGAAUUGCCAAAAGAAGUCCCAAAAGAGAUAUCGAAACCCAAAACGAGUCGACAGUUUAGACGCAGAAGAAGCUCUUCGGAAGAGUCGGAAGAGAGUCCACACAAUGUCGAGACAACUGCUGUGAAAAACGAGAAUAAAUCAGAAAACAAGAGCCAAACGGAGGUUAAGGCGGAGGCCUCUGAUGGUGAAGACGAUGACGAGUCCAUUGACUCGAAUCCAGACGCAGACGCCGAAAGUGAAGUCAAACCAACGAAACCAACCGUUGGUUCAAACGAUGAGAACAACAGUGCGGUGACUGAGAAGACGGAGACAACGGAACCAAAAGUGGAUAAAAGAGAGCUUUUAUUACAGAAAUUUACGAAAAGAACUGUUGGAGAGGUCUUCAGUUCGGCUCAAAUGAGAUAUUUUGAGCGGAAGAAUAAAUACGUUAUUUAA
This is a messenger RNA of Oppiella nova, 1135 nucleotides long. The record is from the annotation of a GenBank genome assembly. Lineage: Eukaryota; Metazoa; Arthropoda; Arachnida; Sarcoptiformes; Oppiidae.